UGUUACUGUAGUGUAUGUUGUCCACGGGAAAACAAAAGCUUUAAAAUACACAAAAAAAUUAUCGAAUUUAGGGCACUAAGGUGAACCACGAUGGAACUUAGUGAUGGGAGUUAUCUUUCUUUGGUUCCAAGUGAAAUGGAUGAUCCAUGGAAAGACCUGACGGAUCCAAUUUUAUUGACACUAUUCUCCUACCUGAAUGUACAAGAAUUAAACAAUGCUGCCAGGACUUGCAAGAAUUGGUAUCGUAUUGCUCAAGAUGAAAGUUUAUGGAGAAAUCUGACUUUAAAAAGACUUGGAUGUCAAUAUCUGCGCAAGGAGGAUAGUUGGAAAUUGGAGCUGAAACGUUUAAUUUGUCACGUCCCAGUGCAUCUGCACCAAACAUGCACAGGUCACGUGGACGAGGUCUACAAUGUAUGCUUCUCUAACAGUGGAAGUCUUAUUGCUACGUGUGGAGCAGACGGCAUUGUAAAUAUUUGGAAAUAUGGGAUUAACACAGUGUUGUUAAUUUCAAAGAAAGUUACAGACGACCCUGAUUAUGUGAACUACGUUGAGUUUAACGAUGCAGAAACACACCUUCUUGUUCAUUCUACAAGCAGAAGUCUCGAAUAUGACAGUACAUUAGCUGUGCUUUCCAUCCAAAGAGAGAUUAUGUAUAUCGUGGCUGCCAGACACUCCGGCGUACGACAUUUCAGAGGAACAUGGCUGAACAAUGAAACCUUCUUGAAUGUAAAUAAAUCCGAUCUUUUCCCUCCUUAUGACGUAGUAUUAACCGCAUGCAGGUUUCAUGAAGACGUCUUUGAUGAAGAUGACCGUCUUUUAUCGGAGCUACGGAUCCCGGACUGUUUCUCAAAACAAAAUGUAGACACAAAAGAUCUUCUAAAAAUUGAACAAGUAGGGUUCAAUCCUGAUUUUGUUAAAGUCAUAAACUGGUCAGAGUGGAAUUCUUCGUCAAAUGAACCAAAGGACAAUUCUGCCACAAACGUGAAAGUUAUAGCGCUCUACAAACAGAGGCUAAAUCGGUCUGGUGAAAACGGAGCAGUGUUUUAUAAAGUUAGCUUAGAUUCGUUAGAAUCCUUGGUGAUAGAGCCAAUCAAAACUGUUUUAACAAAUAGUGCGUGUCUGGGAAUUCAGCUUUCCACUAAUCACAGGUACAUGGUAUACAACUUGAGGCGACUUUCAACUGAAGGGGUCUACAUCAUGCACGAGAAGGAUGUCGUUACCAUGGUGAUCAGUCUGGAAAACACUGAAGAACAACCGGAAAUAUUUUGUGACCCCAAACCUGCAGAUGAUUCAUUAACAAUAUCUUACUUCUUUCCAAGUGUGUCUGAAGACCUCGUCGCAAAUGAAUCUGAACCGGAUGUUGUUUUCCUAUGGGAUCGUCACUCGCAUAAAGUCGUUUCCAGGUUACACCAUCACACUGGUGUGAGUGCUGUUGCCUUCCACCCACGUGACCAGGAAGUCCUAGCUAGUGUAGCAGACGAUAAAAAACUCAGAAUAUGGACGUCUUUGAAUAGAAAAGAGAGCUAUAUAAUUGAUUAAUCUCUGGAAUAUAAUGUCGCAUAGCGCCAUCAAAUUCAUUUUUUGUACAUUGGAUGUUUAUUUCGUGAUAGUUGUACCACCUAGAAAUCUUUUGUCCA
Saccostrea cuccullata (small rock oyster) is the source of this 1637-nucleotide messenger RNA. Its product is annotated as F-box/WD repeat-containing protein 5-like. The transcript is spliced from 8 exons. Bases 91 to 1539 code for a protein of 482 amino acids. Gene Ontology annotation, molecular function: protein binding. Gene Ontology annotation, cellular component: Cul4-RING E3 ubiquitin ligase complex; SCF ubiquitin ligase complex. Gene Ontology annotation, biological process: protein ubiquitination. The record is from RefSeq and is a predicted model, not a curated record. NCBI's taxonomy places the organism in Eukaryota, Metazoa, Mollusca, Bivalvia, Ostreida, Ostreidae.